GGUGACGUCACCCCCCUUCGCCUCCCUGAGUAAGAUGGCGGCGGCGGCGCGCGUCUCCCCGUGGCGCCCGUGACACGUGCGGCCACUGUCGCUGUGCCGCCACCGCCGCUGCUGUCCCCGCUGAGCUCUCACGCCCGGAGAUGUCUACGCCGGGCGUGAGGCUCGUGUCGUCUGUGCUGAGGCCGCUCUGCUCCCGGGGCCGCCAGCUUCUCGCUCCCCUGCAGGCGCCGCAGCGAGUGCUUGCGAACGUGUUCGUGAGCAGGCAUCAGUGCUCAGAGAGCUCACAGAAAACCAUCACACUACCCAUAAAAGAGGCUGUGACAUCCCUCUCCAAACCUCCGUGGAAAGAGGUGACUUUACCAGACCCAGAGGAAGAGAAGAAAUACCACCAAGUGGUGGUCCAGACGGUGAACGACCAGAUCGCGGGGGGCGAUUACGGCCGCCUCUUUGCCGUGGUGCACUUCUCGGGGAAGCAGUUCAAGGUGACGGCGGCGGACCUCAUUUUGAUCGAGCAUGAGUUUCAGGCCGAGUGUGGAGACCGCAUCCGCAUGGAGAAGGUCAUGCUUGUGGGAGCUGAGAACUUCACACUGCUGGGCCGACCGCUGCUCGAUAGGGACCUGGUGCGCGUGGAGGCUACUGUGAUCGAGAAGACGCACUCGGUAGAGAAAAUCCGCAUGUUCUUCCGCCGGAGGAAGAGAUGGCAGCGCAAGUACGUGAGGACCACGCCGCAGACCGUGCUACGGAUUAACUCCAUCGACAUCGCUCCCACACUCGCUUGAACCUCCAGCAGCACACGCAUUGUGACAAAGCCUGGCUCGCUCUCUCUGUUCGUCCCCCGCUGCAACUGACCAGCAGGGACCUCCCACGCACGCGCUGGCACGCCCGGCAGUUUCCAUUCUCCACAUCGCGUUCGCUAGGACAUUUGUAUCUUAAAGGUGCCUCAUAAAGAGACUUGUGUGUGUGCUCUGUGUCAGUGGCAACAUAGGACUGUCUCAUUACGGCCAGGCCACUUUGUGGCUAUUGACAUUAUGGUAACUGUAUCGUAUAAUGUUGUCUCGUAACUCCCGCUGUUUAAUAAAAGAUGAUUUUCAAUGC
Molecule: messenger RNA, 1095 nt
Organism: Petromyzon marinus (sea lamprey)
Lineage: Eukaryota; Metazoa; Chordata; Hyperoartia; Petromyzontiformes; Petromyzontidae
Gene: MRPL21
Product: mitochondrial ribosomal protein L21
Cellular component (GO): mitochondrial large ribosomal subunit; ribosome
Molecular function (GO): structural constituent of ribosome
Source: RefSeq, a predicted model, not a curated record